AUGCAGCCACCAGAGAUGAGCAUCGAGAGUGAUGUAGUGGAGGACUUCUUCCAAGCUAGGAGGAAACAAGCCGAGGCUCGUGUUGAGAGAUGUAUAUUACGUGUCCAGGAAAUGUUUCGUUCAAUGAAAUCGGCGCCGCCUUUUCCUUCCCAGCUCGAGAGGUCCCUCUCCCUCUUCCCCCGACUUUUGCUCUGGCCUCCACCUAGAUUCAAGAAUGCUCCGGCUUCCACCGCCUCCUCCUCCUCCUCCGCCCACCACCACGAUUGUUGUCGCCUCCUCCCCCACCACAACCUCAGCAAACCCGUGAACCACCAACAUCAAGCCAGAGUUCACAAACCCGUGAACCCACACCCCACAUCAUCUACCAUCUCUUCCUCGAAUUCCCCUCAAACCCAUGAACCCAAACCUGAAUUGCAAGCCCUAAUUCGAGAAGUCUCUAUAAAUUCUUCUGCUCAUUCUCGCUGGAAGCAUAGUAUUGGAAGUGAUGGUAGAAAUAAGGAAAAUAAAGCCCGCAUUCAGAGGAUUAUUGCAGCUGGAAAGGCUCUUGCAAAUGUGGUCCGGAUUGGGAAGGAGGUUAUUGUCUUUAAGUCAUCUAAGACUGAGAAGCAUGUGAGUGAAUUCGCUUCAAAGUUAACUUCUUUAGAGGUUCCUACUUCCACUGUUGGUGAUGGGUUCUUAAACCUGGCAACUUCAUCUGCUCAUACACAUAAAAAGAGCACAGAGAACCCUCUUGCCGUCUCUCACAGCAGAGAAGAAUCAGAGGAGAAAAUGGCCAAGUCGAAGAAUCACACAGCGCACAAUCAGUCACACAAAGCCCAUAAGAACGGCAUCAAGAAACCCAAACGUCAUCGCCACACAUCCACCAAAGGGAUGGACCCGAAGUUCUUGAGGAACCAGAGGUAUGCAAGGAAGCACAACAAGAAGAGCGGUGAGACUGCCACCGAGGAAGAGUAG
Fraxinus pennsylvanica is the source of this 954-nucleotide messenger RNA. NCBI's taxonomy places the organism in Eukaryota, Viridiplantae, Streptophyta, Magnoliopsida, Lamiales, Oleaceae. The record is from the annotation of a GenBank genome assembly.